Molecule: messenger RNA, 699 nt
Organism: Dendrobium catenatum
Lineage: Eukaryota; Viridiplantae; Streptophyta; Magnoliopsida; Asparagales; Orchidaceae
Product: rust resistance kinase Lr10-like
Exons: 1
Biological process (GO): protein phosphorylation
Molecular function (GO): protein kinase activity; ATP binding
Source: RefSeq, a predicted model, not a curated record
GUAAACGUAGUGCAACUUGUUGGAUUUUGUGUUGAAGGAUCAUAUAGAGCACUGGUUUAUGAGUACAUGGCUAAUGGGUCUCUUGAUAAAUACAUUUUUACUUUUGACAAGGCAAAUAGAAUCCUCAAUAUGGACAAGCUUCUUGAGAUUGCCUUAUCUGUGGCCAAGGGACUUCAUUACUUACAUCAGGGGUGUAAUAUGGGGAUUCUGCAUUUUGACAUCAAACCUCAUAAUAUCCUUCUUGAUCAUAAAUUCACACCAAAAAUCUCUGAUUUUGGCUUAGCAAAGUUACACCCUAAGGGUCGUAGUCUUGUCUCAAUUAGUGCUGCUAGAGGAACAAUUGGAUAUAUUGCACCAGAAUUAAUAUCGAGAAGUUUUGGGACUAUAUCUCAUAAAUCAGAUGUAUAUAGUUUUGGGAUGCUUCUAAUGGACAUGGCUGGUGGGCGUAUGCAUGCUGACCAGAAAGCAGAUGAUUCUAGUCAAGUUUACUAUCCUUCAUGGAUUUAUGAUAAGCUAAACAAGAUGGAACUGUCUAAAAACUUUGGCAUUUUUGGGAUUGAUGAUUUUGAGAGGAAACUAUGUAAGGUGGGUUUGAGCUGCAUUCAGACACGUCCUGUGGAUCGUCCUUCCAUGAUUAAUGUUGUGGAGAUGCUACAAGCUAAUGUUGAUUCCAUACAAAUGCCGCCAAAGCCAUUCUUC